Messenger RNA from Culex pipiens pallens (northern house mosquito), 2802 nucleotides. RefSeq lists its product as uncharacterized. NCBI's taxonomy places the organism in Eukaryota, Metazoa, Arthropoda, Insecta, Diptera, Culicidae. The transcript has a single exon. The coding region runs from base 1 to 2802 and encodes 933 amino acids. The record is from RefSeq and is a predicted model, not a curated record.
AUGCAUGCCGUUCUUGCCCCCGGGAAACUCAACAUCUGCCAUGGCAAUGCACAGAGUUUAUGUGCUAGGAAGGGUACUAAGUUGGAUGAAAUCAAGAGCAACCUACAGGAUUCCAAAGUCACCAUCGCCUGCUUUACCGAAUCCUGGCUGACAACAAAGAACACUGAUCGCAGCAUCGCUAUCCCUGGGUUUGCGUUCCUCCGAUGUGACAGGAAGUACUGUCGAGGUGGCGGAAUCGUUAUCUACUUCAAGGAGCACGUGGGAUGUAAAGAAGUUUUCCGGAUCGAGCCAACUGAACAAUCUGCAGACAAAACAGAAUGUUUAGCCUGUGAGCUGCGUUUUGGAUCGGAAAAAGUUUUGCUGGUGGCUGUCUACAACCCCCCUGGGAACGACUGCACUGAUCUUCUCGCUGAGAAAUUGGACGCUCUCAUCGGCAGCUUUGAGUACGUUGUUUUGAUUGGCGACUUCAACACAGACCUGCGCAAACCAAGCAACGAACGCGCCCGACUCGAGUCAUUGAUGAGUACGUUUGCCCUCGUCUCUGUUGGAGAAGAGCCGACGUUUUACCACCGUCACGGGUGCUCUCAAUUGGACCUGCUCCUAUCCAGUUGCUGUGAAAAAGUCCUGCGUUUCAGCCAAGUCGCCUUUCCCGGACUUUCGACGCACGAUCUCAUAUUUGGUUCGCUGGACUUUGACGUUCUCCCUCCAGUGCGAAGCAUCACAUACCGGGAUUAUGUACACUUCAACGCUAACGAUGUCGAGCACGAAAUAAAUUCUGUUGAUUGGUCCGAAUUCUACAACCUUCACAAUCCCAAUGCGAUGCUCGACUUUUUCAACAGUCAUGUCAAACGGAUUCAUGACCAAUGCAUUCCACUUCGCACCUGCUCCAACCGUAAGAAACUCAACCCCUGGUACAACAACGAGAUUAAAAGGUCGAUGCUGGAACGCGACAUGGCGUACGACGACUGGCGCAAGGCUCCGCCGGAACGUAAGACUUUGGCCCACUUACGAUACAAGACGCUGAGAAACAAAACUAACGCACUUGUCGACAGAGCCAAAUCCCAACACACUACACGAUUCCUGGACAGCACACUUCCAGCCAAGACCCUUUGGAAACGUGUGCGCAGCAUUGGCGCAGCAAAGGACAAAACGCCAGCCGUAUGCAGUUUUCAUCCAGACGACGUAAAUCGCACUUUUCUGUCGAGUUUUACCGCCAAGGACUUUCCAAGAUGUUCCGGAGCUGCAACUACUUUCCGUUUCUCGUUCAGGACUGUUCACCAAUGGGAGGUGGUGAACGCCAUCUGUGACAUCAGCUCCAACGCUACGGGACUGGAUGGUUUACCUAUCUGCUUCAUAAAAAUAAUUUUGCCACUUGUCAUUCGCCAAGUAACGUACCUGUUCAACAAGGUGAUUGAGACAUCGAUUUUCCCCAGUUUUUGGAAGCAAGCAAAGGUGUUACCUCUACGAAAAAAGCCGCACAUCAACACCAUCCAGAACCUCAGACCGAUCAGCAUCCUGUGCUCCCUGUCAAAGGCUCUCGAAAAGCUGUUGGAAAAACAAAUGUCGUGCCACCUUAGUGAAAACAAUCUGCUUUCACCUGUCCAAGCCGGGUUUCGCAAAGGCCAAGGGAUCCAAACUGCUGCGGUACGCGUGUACGACGAACUAGCCGCUAUCGUGGACAGGCGGGGAUCUGCUGUUCUGCUGCUGUUGGACUUCUCCAAAGCGUUCGACACGAUACCCCAUGGCAAACUUUGCGCAAAGUUGGAGACGCAAUUUUACUUCUCUGGACCUGCUGUGAACCUUGUUGCAUCAUAUCUCGAUGGACGAACUCAAACCGUUUUUUGCGACGACCAGUGUUCCGACAGUGGCGAAGUUUCAUCAGGCGUUGCUCAAGGGUCGGUGAUCGGUCCAUUGCUGUUUUGCUGUCACGCCAACGAUCUCCCCACGGUUUUAAAACACUGUUCCAUACAAAUGUAUGCCGAUGACGUACAGCUGUUCGUUGGACGGAAUGGGCCAUGCGCUCGCGAGCUCGUCAGAAUGGUGAAUGAAGACCUCGCCAGCAUUCACGAGUGGUGUGAGCGAAACAAGCUUGUGGUGAACCAAGCAAAAAGCAAGGCGUUAUUCGUGAAAGGUGGCCGACGCAACGUUGCUCCCACCAGCUCGCUCCCAAGUCUUCAGUUAGACGGUGAGCGAAUAGUAUGGACCGAGUCGGCGAGCAAUCUGGGCUUUGUUUUUCAAGCGGAUCUCCAGUGGGACGGACUUAUCCACCAGCAGUGCGGCAAGAUAUACGCAGGACUACGUACUCUCUACAGUUCCGCGAGAGCCGCGCCUGUAGCAACCAGACUGAAGCUGUUUAAAGCACUCCUUCUCCCACACUUUCUGUUCGGCGACCUUCUUUACGUCAAGCCCAGCGCCGGAGCAAUGGAUAGAUUGCGAGUCGCACUCAACAGCUGCGUGCGAUUCGUUUACGGCCUGAACCGGUACGCUCGUGUAAGCCACCUCCAGAAAUCCUUAGUUGGCUGCCCGCUGGAUAGACUGUUCCCUUACCGUUCCUGCCUCUUCAUCCGGAAACUGUUCACAACGCGCUCCCCACCACUACUGUACCAGAAACUAGUACCCUUCCGAGGCCGUCGCCAGCAAAACCUGAUCCUUCCACGAAACAACACGUUGGCCUACGCGAGUUCGCUGUUCGUCAGGGGUGCGGUAUACUGGAACAUGCUGCCUGCUGAACUGAAGCGAACGACUUCGGAAGCAACUUUUAAGAGCGGCUGCUUGGCUUUCUGGAACCGACCGCAGCCGUAG